AAUGAUAAUUGUAAAUUUUUAAUUACAUUUAUUUUUUAUUUGGCAAAUUUUGAAUUGUCAAAGGAUGAGACAGUAUUCCAUAAAUGGAGUAAAGUAAAAUGGCAUAGAGAUUUCAAGAAAAUUUGAGCAUUAAAAUAUAGUAGUUUUAUUAUAUUUUCUUUUGAAAAGCAAUAGUUAUUUGUAAAAAUGGGAAUUAGCAAAGUCUGUUUAAUUAAAUAAAGAUAGAGGAAGACAGAUUUUCAAAUAAUAUUAGAAUGAAUAUUAAAAAUGUUUAAAUUUAAUUAACAAUUAUUUUAAGAAAAUGAGGAAUUCCAUUUAAUUAUUUUUAGUUGCUUAAAAUUUUUAUACAAUUUUCUUAAAUAAAUAUAUCUAAAUGAUAAUUCAGAUAAUCUUAACUCUGUUCCUAUUGAUGUUAUACCUUUUAGUGGUAAAACCUCUUGUUCCUAUGAUUAAAUUAAAAAUGUAGUUUGGUGAUGCUUGUUUGAUGAAAUUUCAUCUAUUUGGAGGGGAAUUAUGGGAAGCACUAAAAGAGAUGAAGACAAGCAAAGACUUAUUUAAAAGACAUAGAGACUUAUAUAUGAAACAUCCAUAUAAAAUAUUUGUAACAAAUUUUCUUUGGAAAGUAAGAAUAAAUGUAGCCGAUCCAGAAUAUUAUAAAUUAAUGUUACAUAAUCAUUAAUAUUAUAGUAAAUUUAAUAAUAUCAAUCAUGAGUAUUUAUUAAAUUAUUUAAUUAGCAAUGUCAUUUAAAAUGGUUUGAUUUGUUAGAUGGGAGAAAAAUGGAAGGCUCAAAGGUUACUUUUAAGUGAAUCAUUCGAUUAUGAUUAACUUAAAAGUCGCUUACCUAUGAUAAAUGAAGUUUGCCUGGAAAAAAUUGAUUCAAUUCAAGGAGAUAACAUCUUAGAAUUUUUAGAAUUAAUUACAGGAUAAGUAGUAAUAAGAAGCUUUUUUGGAAAAUCAGCAGAUGGAGUACAAAUAAAUAACAAGAAAAUUCAAAUAGAAAUAGCAGAUCUAUUAAAUGAAUUGGGGGAAGCCAGGUUUAAAUCAAAAUAUAUCUUCGUUAAAAGAUUCUUUUUGGGUACUAAAAGUUGGGGUUUCUUUCCGACUAAGAAAGAGAAAGAGCUGCUCUAAAGAAUUUCGGAAAUGAGGCUUGCUAUUGAAAAGUUGAUUUAAAAGAGAAUUGUAGAAAUAGAAUUAAAAAUGGAUGAAAAUGAAGAUGAUAUUAAGUAAAGAGAGACUGACUUUUUAGAUGUCCUUAUUAAGGAGUAUUUAAAAUAAAAGCAAUAAGGCACUUAAAAAAUAACAAUUGAUGAAAUUAUAUAGUAGUUUAUCACUUUGUUCUUUGCUGGUACAGAUACUACAGCUGUCUUAAGUUAUCAUUGUCUAUAUUUUUUGGCUUAAUACCCAGAAAUACAGGAAGAAAUAAGGGAGGAAGUACUUUCAGUUUGUAAAAACGAAAGCAUUCUGGAUGAUAAGAUCAAAUAAUUACAUAAAUUAUCUGCAUUUAUUAAUGAAGUAUUGAGAUUUAAGAAUCCAGCUAUAAGAUUAUUAAUGAGAUUCUGCAAUGAAACUCAUAGAGUAAAGGACCUUACAAUAUAGAAAGGUAUUCUAUUUCAUUAAAAUAUAGGGUGGAGUGUGACAAUUGAUUAUUAAUUCCCAUAAUAAUAGUCUAAACAUUUUCCAAAUCCUGAAAAAUUUGACUAUAAAAGAUGGUUAGAACAGGAACCAAUAAAGGAAAAUCAUUAAUUUGUAUAUCUGCCAUUCUCAUCAGGACCUAGAAAUUGUAUUGGACAACACAUGGCUUAGAUGGAAGCAAAGAUUAUUUUAUCAUAGAUUCUUAGAAAGUUUUCGAUCCAAAUUAACCAUGAUGUGGAAUCAAGAUGGACAGCCAGAUUUCUAUAUUAAUUAUAACCAGGAAAUUGUGUUAAAUUAUAGAAAAGAUGA
Paramecium octaurelia is the source of this 1942-nucleotide messenger RNA. NCBI's taxonomy places the organism in Eukaryota, Ciliophora, Oligohymenophorea, Peniculida, Parameciidae. The record is from the annotation of a GenBank genome assembly.